Messenger RNA from Plectropomus leopardus (leopard coralgrouper), 906 nucleotides. It is a transcript of the gene borcs7, whose product is annotated as BLOC-1 related complex subunit 7. NCBI's taxonomy places the organism in Eukaryota, Metazoa, Chordata, Actinopteri, Perciformes, Serranidae. The record is from RefSeq and is a predicted model, not a curated record. Gene Ontology annotation, cellular component: BORC complex.
CCCGCGCACCAUCGCCAGCCAUAACAAAAUAUGGCGUCUGCAGAGACACAGCCACGGUUCGGCCAGUCUGUCAAAGGCUUGUUAUCCGACAAAGUGGGCUCCUGCAGCGGGGACGUGAUCGCUCUGACCCGCCAGGUGCUGAAAGGAUCCCGCAGUCAAGAGCUUCUUGGUCAAGCAGCAAGAAAUAUGGUCAUUCAGGAGGAUGCCAUCCUGCACUCUGAGGAUAGUCUGAGGAAAAUGUCCAUCAUCACCACACAUUUACAGUACCAGCAGGAGGCCAUCCAGAAGAAUGUGGAGCACUCUAAAAACCUGCAGGACCAGCUGAGACACCUGCUCAAGUGAUGGAGCAGCAGAGGACACCUGCGCUUCAGGAGGAUCCCCGAUAACCAACACUGUCUAAGCAGGAGGGUUUGACGUUAAUAAUCUGCCAUAUUUCUACAUCGUAACACACUGCUGGUCAGUGCUGCUGGGACAGGAAGUGAUGCGCUGCUCCGACACACAAGCGCUGUGCGCCGGAAUUGCUCUGAAAUUUAAGGACCUUGGAAACUUUUUUUUACUGAGUUAUGUAAUACGUGUUGAUGAAUUAAUCAUUAUUUCAACCAAGACCCAUAACCGAUAAUUUCCAGCUUCUCGUGGCCGAUAAGAUACUGAUAAUUUCUUUUUGUUUGUUUUUCCAUUACCUGGGGGUAUGAAAGGCUGAGAUGUAGUGAGUACAGAUCAAUUUAACAUUAUAGCUCUGACCUAACCAAAUAUAACUGACAUCACUGCAGUUAACACAACAAGAACAACAACAGUUCUGACUCUUAAAUGGACACUUUGGUUUCAAAUGAAAUUCUCUGACAAUCUGUCAAAUCAGAGUAACUGUAAAUUGUAUCACUCAAUAAAAAUAUAAAAGCUUUUAUACAA